CGCUACUGUGAUAUAAUUGAAACAUUGAGGUCAUUGCUUAGCGCAAGCGCACUGGAAGGUUAGGGGAGUGUACAAUGAGUGGUUUGUUCGGACUACCAGUUUGUCUUUAGUAUUUCCAUAGAUGAGGUCGGGGCACUAGUUUUUGAUUUUGGAUCAUAUUCUCUUCGAGGUGGUUUUGCUGGCGAAGAUAACCCGAAGGUUGAUAUUUGUAACUCAUAAUUAUCAGUUAAGAUUGAUAUUCCAUCUACUCUUGGAAUUAUUGGAAAUGAGGAAGGUCUACCGGCGAAAAGAGUCGUUGGGCAAAAUAUAUUGGUCCCUCGUAAAGGAACUGACCUCCAAUCAUUUCUUAAAGAUGGAUUAAUUGAUGAUUGGGAUGCCUUUGAAGAUGUGAUGAGUCACAUGCUACGAUACCUUACACCCGAAGAGGCUAGUCAUCACCCGGUACUUUUUUCGGAACCUUCAUGGAAUACAAAGUCAAAACGAGAGAAAAUUGCUGAGAUUUUGUUCGAGAAGUUCAAAGUUCCAGCAUUUUAUAUAGCCAAGAAUGCUGCACUUACUUGUUUUGCAAAUGGCAGACACACUGGUUUGGUUUUGGAUUGUGGUGCUAUUCACACAUCAGCCGUCCCCGUGUACGAUGGUUUAGUUCUAACUCAAGAGGUCAUACGUUCUCCUUUGGCUGGAGAUUUUAUUGUCCAGCAGGCACAAAAGUUAAUUCUGGAUGAGCUUAAAAUAGAGGUUGUUCCUUAUUAUCGUGUUGCAUCUAAGGAGCCUGUAAAUGAACGUGAACCUGCAAAAUGGAAAGAACGAACAAAUUUACCACCCGUUUCCACAUCAUAUGAGAAUUAUAUGUUAAAAUGUCAAAUACAAGAUUUUGUGGCAUCAGUUUUACAAGUUUCUGAAGAUCGUUAUGAUCAAAGCCAAGCAGACACUUUUCCAAUGGUUGGUUAUGAGUUUCCGAAUGGAUUCAAUUUUGAACUGGGUCAUGAACGUUUUCAAAUCCCUGAGGCUUUAUUUGAUCCAUCUAUAUUGUUAGAAGCUGGCGGGAGUUCAAUGUUAUCAAUGAGUCACAUAGUGGCUAGUAGCAUUAGUUUAUGUGAUAUUGACAUUCGACCUAGUUUAUAUAGUAAUGUCAUAGUUGUUGGUGGUAACAGUUUAAUUACUGGAUUUACAGAUAGAUUACAACGAGAUUUGAAUAUUAAAACACCACCGAGUAUGAGAUUAAAAGUCAACUUUCCUAGUACAACAGCUGAACGUCGUUAUUCCAGUUGGAUUGGUGGUUCUAUUCUAGGAUCAUUAGGUACAUUUCAACAAAUGUGGAUAUCUAAUCAAGAAUAUAAUGAAUUAGGCAAAGGAUGUGUAGAUAAAAAAUGUGCUUAGGAAGAGCAUAUGUAUCUAUUUAUUUAUCCUACAUAUACUUCCUUUACUCACUUUCACUCUCAUGCACUGUGUGUGUGUGUGUGUAAAGGUGUAUUAACAUGUAUAAUAUAUAAGUGUAACCUGCAUUUCUUUGUAAUAUAUGUUUACGUAUUAUCUUUCUUUUCUGUGUUUACCUCGUCGACAGAGUUUAUUUUGACUUAUCACAAGUAUUAGUCGUACUCAAAGUGUAUUCCUUGCAUUUUGUUAAUAAAAUUAUAGACUUGCC
This is a messenger RNA of Schistosoma rodhaini, 1642 nucleotides long. The record is from the annotation of a GenBank genome assembly. Lineage: Eukaryota; Metazoa; Platyhelminthes; Trematoda; Strigeidida; Schistosomatidae.